CAGUGAGGCACACACACGGUAGGAGAGGUUUCAGAGAGACUAUCUGCGUAUCAACCUCAUGCAGGACGCAGAUAUUAUUGGGCUGAAUAUGCAUAUUCGUUUGCCUUAAUUAGCGCAAUAUAAUACGUAUAUUCCCAUAAACAUCCCAUAGCUAUAUAGCGAGCUAUCACCGACCAAUAGAAAUUGACGAUACAUGAUUCCGGGAGCCAAUCAGCGUUCUCCACCUUUCCGGGUACUACCAGGCUAGCUCGCCUUGACCGUGGCUCUGCAGAAUAUCUGUACAAGCAGGACUAUUUAUUGAAGAUGUGCCUCCAGGAUUUUCAUGCCGAGUCAAGCUCAAACACUGCUUCCUAUUUCAUCUAGCGGCAGGUAACAUUUACAAUUAUGGAGGUUUAAAAAGGUAAUGUGCUUUGGGGGGAAGGGGCUUUCCCCCUCAAACUGGAUGAACUGUUUGAUGGACUUUUCAGGUGGUUUGAGAAUUUGCCUUUUGCACACUAAGCUAAACUAGAGAGCUAUUACAAAGAAAGUAUUUUUGCAAAACUGUGAAUAUAUGUUUGUAAAAUUUUGUACAGAAAAGAACUAGCCAAAUAUUUAUCAGUUAAUGAUGCCUGUGAUGCUUCUUCUAGCACUGUGUUGUGUGGGUCACGUUGUUGAUAUGGUGGACUGAGGCAAGGUUGACAUUCACCCUGGGGUUGCUAGGGUGCGGUGGAAACCCAACACUUGCACAAUUCUAGCACCCCAAAGUUUGGACAGGGAGCACUUUUUUUUUGUUUGUUUUGUGCUCGUGUUGUAUGGCAAGUUUAGGUUUUCAGUACAGUUUUAUUCAGGACUUGUGGCAUAACUGAUUGUUACUUGUCUUAUUAGCAGGCAAGACUGUGGCAGAGUAGGGCAUAUUUUUAAUUCGGUGGGGGAAAAGAGUAUAAUAAGGUGUUGUGGGAAAGGUAGUAAGAUGAGUCUGAUAACCCCAGAAUGCACACCAAAAUGCCAUUCACCACGUCAUGCCGAGGUGAUUGUGGCUGCUCUGACUGGUGGCUCAGAAGGACAGCUGAAGACCUUCCUGUCAGCUUACUGCCAUAAUGCUGCCACUCUGAAGGAUGAGUUUGGACGCACAGCACUCCAUCUCGCUGCUUCACUGGGAAAACGAGCCUUGCUUGAAUGGCUUCUGGACAGCAAGAGUGCUGACCUGUUGUUGAAGGACAAGGAGUCAGGAUGGACAGCUCUGCACCGCAGUGCAUUCUAUGGACAUAUUCACUGUCUCAUGGCCCUUGUCAAGCAUGGCGGUUCACUCUCUAUUCUGGAUAAGGAGGGACUCUCUGUUCUGGAUAUAACUAUGAAGGAUCGCCCAGGUCAUGUUGUGUUUCAGAACAGUGAUCCCACUGAGGUGUACACCUGGGGUAACAAUACCAACUUCAGCCUUGGACAUGGAAACCAGGAGAGUAGACACAAUCCUGAGAUUGUGGACCUGUUUCCCAGAUCUGGGGUUUAUAUUAAGCAGGUGGUCGUGUGCAAGUUCCACUCUGUCUUUCUUUCUCAGAAGGGCCAGGUUUACACUUGUGGUCAUGGACAGGGAGGACGUCUUGGACAUGGGGAUGAACAGACGUAUUUGGUUCCCCGUGUAGUGGAGGGGCUGGUCUCUCAUCACUGCUCUCAGGUUGCUGCAGCCAGAGAUCACACAGUAGUUCUGACUGAGGAGGGUUAUGUUUACACUUUUGGUCUUAACACAUACCACCAGCUGGGUCUGACGCCUCCUGCUGCCAGCCAAGUGCCUAAACAGGUGACUUCUAAGUGUUUGAAAGGGAAGAACGUGGUUGGUGUUGCUGCUGCAAGGUUUCAUACAGUUCUGUGGACGAAAGAUGCAGUCUACACUGUGGGACUGAAUGGAGGACAGCUGGGCUACCUGCUGGACCCAAAUGGAGAGAAGUGUGUGACUGUGCCCCGGCAGGUGUCUGCCCUACACCACAAGGAUGUCACCAUUGCCAUGGCUGCAGCCAGUAAUGGGGCUACUGUGUGUUUGACGGAGAAAGGGGAUAUCUAUUUGCUUGCUGACUACCAGUGCAAGAAGUUGGCCUCCAAGCAGCUGAACAUCAAGAAGGUUCUUGUAACUGGAGGCACUUUGGACCAUCGGGUAGACCCGCACCUCCUAAAUGAGAGUGGGGGAGAGAAGAUGUCUAUCUUAGCCCUGGAUGAGAUUGGCAGGGUGUACUGCUGGCGCUCUGUGGGCACUUUGUUGAGACAGUGUAGGUGGGCCUAUGGGCGACAGGUCCUUAUGUCUGACAUCGCCAUUGGCAAGAACAAAAUGAUGUUCGUCACGCAGGAUGGAGAGGGCUUUAGUGGCCAGUGGCUUGGUGAAUACAAGAAGGGUAUGGAUAAAAAAGAGGUUUGCAGUCAUUCUGAGAGUGGAAGUGUGUAUGAGCGCAUUCGACUGGAAAGGCUACCCUACAUCCAUCGAGCUGUCAGCAUUACCAUGGACUCUAAGGGCCGUAACUUUGGGGUGCUCCAGUCAGAUCCCAAAACCAGCAUAUAUGAAGUGCCCACUGUUUCAGCCUCCUUGUUCCCUCAGCAUUUCCAGCAGCUCCUAGCUGAAGCCGAUGAGACAGACAGCAUUCAUGACGUGACCCUUCAGGCUGGUGAUCGUGUCUUUCCAACUCACAAGUACAUCCUGUCUAUGCGUUCAGAAUUUUUCCGCAAGCAGCUCCUCCCAGAGGCCGGGCAGGGAGACGAGGCGGAUGGGGAGGUAAGGAGAAGUGUGGACGCUGUGGGUUGUGACCUUCUGGUGCUGGAUAAGAUCUCCCCUGAUAUGCUACAGCAGGCAUUGCACUUCAUCUAUACAGACUCAUGUGAGAUGCUAGUGCAUGGAGCAAGGCCAACAAUCUCACGCCUCAGCCAUGGCCCUGAGCAGGUGCAGCAGCAGCUAAUAUGCAACCUGCAGGAGCUGAAUGUCAGUGGACGCUCUGCUCUGGAGAUCUACCGAUCGCUGCCUGCCUCGGUUCCCGCACAGGGAGAAAAGCCGAAGAGCAAAAGUGCCAAAUCUGGGAAGAAGGACAAGGGCGACAAUACUAAUGAACCUAGCCACAAUCCUGUAAAGAUGCUGCAAGGAGUAGCCAAGAAACUGGGCUUGGGUGGUCUCUUUGCAAGGCUUGAUGGAGUGAAGUAUGAAAAUGGGCAAAUCCGUGUGGUGCAAAAGAAGACUGGCAACAGACCAAGAUUCUACCUAAAGAAAUGCCCCUACCUCUGUGACGUCACCUUGCGGUCUGAGGACGGGAAGGAGUUCCCUUGUCACAAAUGCAUUCUGUGUGCCCGACUGGAGUAUUUUAACAGUAUGUUGGGAAAUCCCUGGAUUGAGUCUACUAGCUGUACUGCACUGGAGAUGCCGACGAGUGCCAAGGUCUUGCAGGUUAUUCUGGAGUACAUCUACACAGAUGAGUCUCCCACUAUCAGAGAGUCUCUGAGUGUGGAGUUUGUGUGCAGUGUCCUGGUGGUGGCUGAUCAACUACUCAUCACUCGAUUGAAGGAGAUAUGUGAAGUGGCCAUCACUGAAAACUUGACUCUGAAGAAUGCUGCAGAUCUACUAGAGUUUGCCGUGAUUUACAAUGCCGAGCAGCUUAAACUCUCCUGCCUGCAGUUUAUUGGUCUCAACAUGGCCGCCUUGCUGGAGUCCAAGGCUCUGGAGAUCUUGAGUGAUGAUGUGUUAUUGGAGCUCUCUGAAGCAUAUAGGAAAAUGAUUCCAGCUAUGCAGAGACGACAUAUCACUCCCUAUCUCAGUGCCCCUAAUCUGAGUGCCUAUGAGGACAUGAGCCUGGAUUCAACCACCAGCUGUAAAACCAGCUUUGAACAGGAGCAGUCCUACAAUGAUGGUCCGUUGAAGAAACCCAAGGUGAAGGCUAAGAAGAAACCACGUCGCCGCUUGGAUAGCUCAGGAGGGUACAACCUGUCUGAUAUCAUCCAGAGUUCACCCACUGAUGUCAUUCAGAGUCCAACCUCUGUAGGUUUGGUAGACUCUAGGAAAGCUUGCUCAGUGGAAUCUCUGCAUGAGCUGAUCACAUCUGAUUCUGAGGGCAGUUAUAUUGGAGUGGGCAGUCCUCGAGACCUUCAGUCUCCAAUCUUACAGGACACACCUUAUGUACAAGAGGAAAAGUCAGGGCAUGUUGGUUGGAAGACUCCUCCCAACACUCCAACCUGGAGGAAAGGAUCUUUGCCUGUUAAGUGCUCCACACCUGAACCUAUUCCCAGGGUUAAGGCAAGUCCGACUCGUCCGGCACCUGUUCUGGAUCUCCGGGCCAUUAUGGAGAUGGAGGCCAACUCUCUGAACCUUGGAGCCACUCCGAAAAGCCCUGGCUCGUCUGGAAACAGCAGUAAAUCUUCAGUCAUCCCCACUAAACUGUCUCAGAAGCAGAGGAAGAUGAUAGCCAUGGCUAACAGAGAGGCCAAUUUUGAUGGACCAUCUGCCAAAUCUCCCCCUGGAGUCACUUCAGUUAAGCUUGCGAAGGGCUGGGCAACAGCGGUGCAGUCCUGUCCUUCAUCACUGUCUUUUCGGGAUUUGUUAACGGAGGAAGAGCAGCGUGAUAAAUCAUCUGCAACUGCAGCCAUGGCUGCCGGGAGUCCAGCAAGUACUACUGGCACGGCCACUUGUGCCAAAAGAGUGACCUUUAAGUGUGCCGAGCCUAGCAAUGCUGGCAAACCUGCAGGGCCAUGGGUGCUUGGACAGAUGGGUAGUCCACCGGCUACUACUGCAGUUACUUUUGCAUCCAUCAUUGAAGAGGAGAAGCAGCAGGAAGCUGCACUCAUCCGCAGUCGAGAGAAGCCUCUGGCAUUGAUACAGAUUGAGGAGCGAGCAAUACAGGACUUGCUGGUUCAUUACAGAGCUUUCAACAACCCUGAUGAGUUCAUCAUGGUGGAGAGAUCCCCCCAAGGCCCUAUCGCUGCCCCUACCUGGAACAAACAUUCAAAUUAGCACACCUACCGCCCAUCUCUUGUCUGCUAUUGUCUUGUCUAUCUUUGUGUGGUCCAGUCAGUGUUGGCGUGUACCAUGGCUAUGUAACUGGAUCAAUAGGGCUUUUUCCUUCUUUUGCUUUCAUGUUAGGAAUUUUUCAGUGCUUCAUAUUUUUGCUGUUAAUUAGAGUGAAUAAGGACUGAAAAUCAUAAGUCAUGGUCAUAGAAUUAUGGACUAUAAAUUUGAAGAAAAUGAUGCCCCCGUGUGGUGUGUUGCAGUUUACUAUGAGAUCGUGUAUUUGAUUAGAAGAAAUUAGUUAUUUUUUUGUUUUUUUGUUUUUUUUUUUUCUUUUGCUUUCUUGCAUAUGACUUACAGCAGUUAGCAGAAAUGGACACUGCACUUGAAGUCUAAGGUUAUUACAAGACAGAGUGAAUGUUAACCGAGGCUUUUCUAGAGUCUUUGUCUUUAGGGUUUUUGGCAAUGAUCAUUAUGGGACAGUUUAUUCUGGAAGUGGCAUGCAAUAAAUAAAUAACUCAUGCACCAAUACUUCCUUUACGUGGUAUCUUAAUUUGAAUGAAAUUCAGUACACAUCAUUUACAUGUUCUUAUUAUACAAGAUUUUUAUUUUUUUUCCAAUUCAUGAUUGUUCCACAAGGUUAAUGAAUUGAAAAUUAUUCUCUAUAAACACUAAGUCAAAUUGGUCUAUAGUUUUGUAGUAGAUUGGUGCAGGUUCCCUGACAUUCAUCAAAGGAUUGAAUGUGUGUGUGUGUGCAUGGUGCCCUGCACUGUUCUGGCAUCUCAUCCAGGUUGUAUUCCAGCCUCAUGUCCAGCCUUCGCAGGAUAGACUCUGGAUCUACUGUAACCCUAAGCAGGAUAAAUUGUUUAGGGAAAGUGAGUGGCCAUGCAUAAUUAGAAAAUACUUUAGUCAAAUGUGUAUUUCUCAUGACAUUUUACUGGUUUAUUUAUGAUGAAGUAAGUGUGACUACUAAUACACAGCAUGACCAAAGGUUUGUGGACACCUGAGAAUCACACUUGUAUGUGGUUCUUCCCAAAACUGUUGCCACAAAGUUGGAAGUGCAGUUGUAUAUGAUGCCUUAGUAUGCUGUGUCUUUACAAUUUCAAUUUACUGGAACUUAGAGGCCCAAAUAUUUUCCAGAAUGUAUAUUCUCCUAUGCACAAAAUGAGGUCCAUAAAGACAUGGUUUGGCAAGUUUGGUUUCGAAGAAUUCAAAAGGCCUGAACAGAGCCCUGACCUCAAUCCCAAUGCACACGUUUGGGAUUAAUUAUAAAGCAGACUGUGCCCCAGGCCUCCUCAUCCAACAUCAGUGCCUGACCUCACUAAUUUCCAAAAUCUCAUGGAAAGCCUUCCUAGAAGUGUGGAUAUUAUUAUAACAGCAAAGAGGGGACUAAAUCUGGAAUGGGAUGUUUAAAAAGCACAUAUGGCUAUGAUGAUCAGGUGUCCACAAACUUUUAUCCAUAUAGUGAAUGAAGGCUAUAUACAUUGUUAGUAACGUAAAAGGACAUUGAAAUGGUUAUUAAAUAGAAUGUGUUAUAAACACAGACAAUGUGUCAUUAUAAAUGACUCAUUCUUGAAGUCAGUCUUAUCAAUAUUAAUGCAAUGGUUUAUCCACACCUAUUCCUGAAGAAAAGUUAAGUGACAUUCUCUCCAAAAUAAACCAGAUGAAACCACUAUCAAUUCUUUUCCAUGGUACCACCUUUAUUCCUUUAACAUACUCAUUUGUGCACUCCUUUUGAUUUCAUAUUGAUGAAUUUGAUACUUACAUUCAAUCAGGCAGAUGAUUCCUCUCUAAGAGAUCUCUCCCUUUGCAUCCUGAGGGUUCAUUAUGUCAUUAAAUAGGUGUGAUUUUGAAAGCAGACUGGAUGACAUCUUCAUAAAAAAAGUGCAUUGUGAUUAAGGAUGGUAAUAGACUAUAAUUACUAACAUGGUGCCAUUUAGUCAUCUGACCUGAGUACUGUGAAGUGAAUAGAAAUUACUCAUUUGACUCCGUUAGUUCGAGAGCAGAUGUUCUAUGGGGCUGGCAAAAAAAAAAAAAAAAACACUGGAAGGUUGCUAAGACAUCUUGACAUCCAUGCACACCAAAGUGUAUUUCUUCAUUAGGAGAAUUAUGCCUUAUGAAUGAAACUGACUUUAGUGCCAUGAGAACCUGACUGGAGAGUCAAUAUCAUGACCGUAAGGAGUGGGACAUUUAUGGCACUAAAGAAAAAUAACUAUUCUCCAUUGCACUGUUGGAGCUGUAUUGUGAACUAGUUAACGAAGGCUAUGUAUAUACAAUAUGCCACUAUAAUGCUUAUGUGAUUAACUGGUUUAUUUUGUACUUAGCACUGUUUAAUCUAAUGUUUUCUCUUAGAAAAGUAUGAGGAAGUACUAAGAACCCAACAAGAGCAUACAGGUGAAUCUCAAAAAAUUCAAAUAUCAUGGAAAAGUUUUUUUUCCCCCUGUGAACUGUAAGCCGUAAUCAUCAGGAUUAAAACAAAAAAGGAUUGAAAUAUUUCACUUUAUGUGUACUGAAUCUAGAAUAUAUGAAAGUUCCACUUUUUGAAUUAAAUUAUGUAAAAAAAAAUGAACUUUUCCAGGAUGUUCUAGUUUGAGAUCACACAAAAUCCAUUACAUGAUCCAGAUGUUCAAUGAAUGUUAAUUGCAACCUUGUUGCUGUGCAGCAGUUUAUAAGAUGUAUUGCCUAAUGUCCACUGUAAAAUAUUCUUUGCAGAAUAUUUGUACUUAAAGUUGGAGUCUUUGUUGCGGUAGGAGAAAGUAAAAAAAGAUUCUGUAGAAUACACAACCGUUUAAAAUUGUUGUAUCAUGGAAAGUUGCCUAAAUAAGUUGAGUAAAUGUGUUUACCUAA
Ictalurus furcatus (blue catfish) is the source of this 7792-nucleotide messenger RNA. It is a transcript of the gene ibtk, whose product is annotated as inhibitor of Bruton agammaglobulinemia tyrosine kinase. The transcript has 28 exons. Gene Ontology annotation, biological process: negative regulation of protein phosphorylation. Gene Ontology annotation, molecular function: protein tyrosine kinase inhibitor activity; protein kinase binding. The coding region runs from base 950 to 4951 and encodes 1333 amino acids. Lineage: Eukaryota; Metazoa; Chordata; Actinopteri; Siluriformes; Ictaluridae. Gene Ontology annotation, cellular component: cytoplasm; nucleoplasm. The record is from RefSeq and is a predicted model, not a curated record.